CUCAAGAUGACUUUGUGUCGCUGGCCGAGUUGGAAGACGCCCUAUUGAGGAACCUCUUCCGAGGAUAUCAGAAGUGGGUUCGGCCUGUACAGCAUGCCAAUGACACCAUUACGGUGCGCUUUGGACUUAAGAUCUCACAACUGGUGGAUGUGGAUGAGAAGAACCAAUUGAUGACUACGAAUGUCUGGCUUUGGCAGGAAUGGGUCGAUGUCAAGUUGAAGUGGAAUCCAGAUGAAUACGGAGGUAUUACAUCUACCCGAGUACCUUCAGAGACUAUAUGGCUGCCAGACAUUGUUCUGUAUGAAAACGCGGAUGGUCGUUUUGAGGGUUCCCUGAUGACUAAAGCCAUUGUUCGGUGGGACGGGACGAUAACAUGGACCCCGCCUGCCAGCUACAAAUCCUCUUGCACCAUGGAUGUCACCUUUUUCCCCUUUGACCGCCAAAACUGCUCCAUGAAGUUUGGCUCCUGGACUUAUGAUGGAAACAUGGUUGAUUUGGUUCUGGUGGAUCAUUAUGUUGACCGCAAAGACUUUUUUGACAACGGAGAGUGGGAAAUACUCAAUGCAACAGGAAUGAAGGGAAACAGGAGGGACGGGGUGUACUGGUACCCCUUUAUAACGUAUUCCUUCAUCCUCAAGAGGUUGCCCUUGUUCUACACCCUGUUCCUCAUCAUCCCGUGCCUCGGUCUGUCCUUUCUUACUGUGCUGGUCUUCUAUUUACCAUCAGAUGAAGGAGAGAAACUGUCACUUUCCACAUCCGUUUUGGUGUCCCUUACUGUCUUCCUCCUGGUCAUCGAGGAAAUCAUACCUUCAUCCUCAAAGGUGAUCCCUUUAAUUGGAGAAUACCUGCUAUUUAUUAUGAUCUUUGUCACCUUCUCCAUUAUUGUAACUGUUUUCGUCAUUAACGUCCAUCAUCGCUCCUCUGCAACCUACCACCCUAUGGCCCCAUGGGUGAAGACCCUUUUCCUUCAGAGACUGCCCAGGCUGUUGUGUAUGCGGGGGCAUACCGACAGAUACCACUUCUCAGAUACUGAGAUAAGUAGCCCUGAGCUGAAGCCACAUAGAGGGAAAGGAAAGGCGGCGGCUCCUGGACAGCCGCGAGGCAAGAAAGAGGAGAAUCAAGCCUGGCUUGCCAUGCUGGAGACGGCCACACAUUCUGUUCGUUACAUCAGUCGUCACAUCAGAAAGGAACACUUUAUCCGUGAGGUUGUGCAAGACUGGAAGUUUGUGGCUCAGGUGCUGGAUAGGAUUUUCCUGUGGGCCUUUCUCACUGUGUCAAUAUUAGGCACAGUCCUCAUCUUCACACCAGCUUUGCAGAUGUACUUCAGCUCACCUUAGCAAAUAUAUACUUGCAAAUACUGUAUUUUAGAAUUCCUGUUUUUCAGAGUUCAAAGUUGAAUAAAACUCAUAGUUUUUUCUUUUACCAAUAAUUUAAGUACAUGCACAAAAGUGUGCAAACAAAUAGCAAUAGGCAGGUACUCCUUGCAUGAAUGGUUUUACACAGCCAUUUAAAUACGGCACAAUCACUAAGCAUUCAUCAGUAAAUUGU
Molecule: messenger RNA, 1548 nt
Organism: Syngnathus typhle (broad-nosed pipefish)
Lineage: Eukaryota; Metazoa; Chordata; Actinopteri; Syngnathiformes; Syngnathidae
Product: neuronal acetylcholine receptor subunit non-alpha-3-like
Exons: 7
Coding region: 171-1337 (388 amino acids)
Biological process (GO): nervous system process; regulation of membrane potential; monoatomic ion transmembrane transport
Cellular component (GO): neuron projection; postsynaptic membrane; synapse
Molecular function (GO): transmembrane signaling receptor activity; acetylcholine-gated monoatomic cation-selective channel activity
Source: RefSeq, a predicted model, not a curated record